AUGAGUACCAACAGCACAACGAGCAACGUUGGGAGUGAUGUUAACAGCGCGGGCGGUGGAGUAGGAGGUGGUAGUGGAAACAGCGGGAGCAGCAUCGAAGCGGAAUACAACGAAAUCGUAUCCCGGCGCGGUUGGCCAAUGGUAUUCCAGGAUAUCCGUGAGAGAAGCGAUAUUCAGGCGCGGGCGAAAAAGUUUUGCACCGAUGAAUCGAAAAAGUUGGACAACCGACGACUAAACCGAUAUCGGGAUGUGCUACCGUAUGAUCAUUCCCGAGUAGCACUGAAACGGGGUGAAGGUGACUACAUCAACGCGAACUUGGUGAAGAUGGACCGAGCUGGUCGGAAGUACAUUCUUUGCCAGGGACCGCUACCUCUUACGGUGGGCCACUUUUGGGUGAUGGUGUGGGAACAUGACUCACGCGCCAUUCUAAUGCUAAACAAGCUGAUCGAACAAACGACCGUCAAAUGCCACCAGUACUGGCCGGCAAAGAUCGGCGAGCAGCACCGUCUCGAGUUGUCCGAUGUUCAGCUCUCGGUGGUACAUCUGAAGUGCGUAGAGUAUAAAAACUUCUGCAAAAGAACUUUCAGACUGACGGACAUGGAGACUGGCAAAAGUCGCGAAGUGAUACAGUUUCACUACACGACUUGGCCGGAUUUCGGUAUCCCUAGCUCUCCAGUAGCAUUUUUGCAAUUUUUGAAGGAAGUGCGCGACUCCGGGGCGCUUGAUCGUGACGUUGGCCCACCGAUAAUUCACUGCAGCGCCGGUAUCGGUCGUUCCGGAACGUUUUGUUUGGUGGAUUGUUGUCUCGUGCUGGUCGAUAAGGAGGGAGAGGAUCGGGUAUCUGUCCAGGAUGUGCUGCUUGAGUUGCGACAGUAUCGAAUGGGGCUAAUUCAAACCCCGGAUCAAUUGUACUUCUCGUACCAGGCCAUCAUUGAAGGAAUGAAGCGUAUGAACAACUCCUCGUUCGAGGAGUUUGAAGAGCUAUCCGUUGUGUCCUCAUCCAGUCAGCAGAACAGUGAUCAGGAGGAUAACGAGGAUACGCCACCGCCCCUUCCGCCCCCUCGUACCCAUUCGCUCACGGUCAAACCGUUACCGGUUAUUCCGACCAGCGAGAGCGUACACGAGGAUUUCCUGCUUGGAAGCAGUAACGGCGGAGACCGCGACAAGGUGAACAAUUUAGUAAAUCUGGAAAAGAGCAAGCAAUUUGAGAUGAGUGACGAAAACCAUCACCAUCAUCAUCACAACAAUCACCACCAUAAACGAAAUGACAGCAAAAACCACAAUAACCAUCAUCACAAUCCGUACAGUAAUCGGCCUUUGCCGCCAAUAGUGCGGGAUAGCGCGCUGUACAAAGUGAAUGAGCAUGAUAGCGAUGGUGGUGGUGGCGGUGGUAUCGGAAACGGUAGCAGUGACAGCGACUCCAACGCGAUAAGUAGUGAAGACGAGCUGAUCGAAGAGAACGAUAGCGACAUUGGCGAAGAUGAUUACGAUGAAGAUGAACUGGAGAAGAAGAAGCGUUGGGGUAUAGGCCUAGACGUUCCGUCCGAUAACAGUGAUAAUAUUAAAAGCUCCUUGCUGGAUGAAAGCAGUAGCACUACAACAGCUACAACGACGACGACCAGCACCACCUCUAGUACUGGUGGUACAUCGACGGGCAUAUCCACCUCGACGUCGGUAUCCACUACGUCGUCCACCACAGCUAGUGCGAUUGGUUCAAACAAUUCGACGUUAGAGUCGAAACGGGGUGACUCGAAAUCAAUCGAUCAGGCAUUUAACGCUAACUCGAGCCUACCACCGCUGCCCAAUGGCGCACUGGAUGAUGGAGAGGAUGCCAUCUCCAGCCCGGAGCGCGAACUGUCACCGAGCGCCGAACUGCGACGCCGAAAGCGUAUCGAGCGUCAGUCAGCUAUGGAGGAGAAGAUACGUGAGAUCAAACGCAAGCGGAAAGAGGUGGAAAGCAAGGGAUCACCGAAAAAGCGCAGGUUAUUACUGUUUUCCAUUGCAGCCGGUGUUUGUUUCAGCGUUCUGUGCGUAUAUCUUUACACCAAGCAAAUGUAAUGCGUUGUUUACCGGUGACGAGAAGAUGCAUCA
This is a messenger RNA of Anopheles marshallii, 2091 nucleotides long. It is a transcript of the gene Ptp61F, whose product is annotated as tyrosine-protein phosphatase non-receptor type 61F. The record is from RefSeq and is a predicted model, not a curated record. The transcript has 7 exons. The coding region runs from base 1 to 2058 and encodes 685 amino acids. Lineage: Eukaryota; Metazoa; Arthropoda; Insecta; Diptera; Culicidae. Gene Ontology annotation, biological process: protein dephosphorylation. Gene Ontology annotation, molecular function: protein tyrosine phosphatase activity.